Dromiciops gliroides (monito del monte) is the source of this 4451-nucleotide messenger RNA. RefSeq names its product ring finger protein 168 (gene RNF168). Gene Ontology annotation, molecular function: nucleosome binding; metal ion binding; ubiquitin-protein transferase activity. Bases 367 to 2070 code for a protein of 567 amino acids. Gene Ontology annotation, biological process: protein ubiquitination; double-strand break repair. Gene Ontology annotation, cellular component: site of double-strand break; nucleus. Lineage: Eukaryota; Metazoa; Chordata; Mammalia; Microbiotheria; Microbiotheriidae. The record is from RefSeq and is a predicted model, not a curated record. The transcript is spliced from 8 exons.
ACUUGAGACUGCGACUGCUUAUUCCGUGCGAGGGGGAAAAGGAGGAGAAAAGGCGCGUUGGGGAAUGUGGGCGGGGCGCGUGGGCCUACCUUGGCUGCCGUGGAGGUGGCGGUGGCGGCUGCGGUGCCGACUGCAGCAGCGGCGGUGGCCGGAGGUUCGCAGUUGAGCCAGGGAGUCGCCGCGAGCGUUGCCUCGGGAGCUGAGGAGCUGCAGCUACCGCCGCUGCUUCAGCUGAGGAAAGACAGCCAAAGCUUCGGCUCGGCGUCGCGGCCGAGGAGGGAACAGGAGCCGCCGCGCCGGGGCAGCCGAGAGGGCCUCCCGCUGUAAAAACAAAAGGUUUUGAUGCUGAAUUGAAAGCAUUCACUGAUGAAGAUGGCUUCAAAGCCCGAUGCUGAGCUUUCUUUGUCCGAUUGCUUGUGCCAGAUAUGCACGGAUAUACUAAUAGAACCGGUCACCCUGCCCUGUAGUCACACGCUUUGUAAUUCGUGUUUCCAGUUGACUGUUGAAAAGGCUAAUCUGUGCUGUCCUUUCUGUCGUCGGAGGGUCUCUUCAUGGGCCAGGCAACAUGCCCGUCAAAAUACUCUUAUCAAUAUGGAACUGUGGAAUAAAAUUCAAAAAAAUUAUCCAGAAAAGUGCAAGCAAAGAACUACUGAAGACAGUUUGGAAGAUGAUGUUGAUGCAUAUAAGCCACAUCAUCUGCUAAGCCAACCUGGGGAAUUGAGGCGUGAAUAUGAGGAAGAGAUUAGCAAAGUGGAGGCUGAACGAAGGGCCUAUGAGGAAGAAGAAAGCAAAGCAAGUGAAGAAUACAUUCAGAAAUUACUAGCAGAGGAGGAAGAAGAGCAAAGGCGGGCAGAAGAGAGGCAACGAGAAAUGGAGGAACAGUUGAAAAGAGAUGAAGAACUGGCCAGAGAAAUCAGCAUCAAUCUUAACAAACUGAGUGAGAGAAGUAUCUUUAGCUCACCUUCAAGUGCUAAGCAGUCUUCACCAGUCACCAGCAAGUCACAAAAGAACAAGUUGAGCAUCGUUGGAAGUAUUCAAAAGUAUUUGUCACCAAAGUCCCAGUUUGCAUCACUACAAACAUUUCAACCUGAACUUGAAGCAGGAGAUAACAGGAAUUCUGUGUCUAAGGAUAUUAGCAGCAAUGUGAAGAGCCCUUUGUGGCAAGAAGAUGAUGAGGAUAUGCCAACUUUAUCUCCACAAGAAUUCCUGGAGAGUCAGAGCAGAGUUGCAAAGGGUUCAAUUACAGAUUCACCUAUGCCUCAUUUAAAUGCCUUUAGUGUGGAAGAAGAAUGUCUUGAGAAAGAAACUAAAUCGCAGAUGAGUAAUCCAAAUGAAAUUACACAUGGACAUUUUUAUACAAAUCAUGAAGUGCAAACCAGAUUUCUCUGUUCCGCUGAGGCUGUAGCCAAGUCUCCUGGGAAGCCAGAGAAUGGCUACACUAUAUUUAAUUCAACAGAAAUAACCAGAAACAGCAUUGUUGAUACAGAAAAUGAAGGUAGGAAUCUACUGAUUGAUAAAGAAAUUCCCAAAAGAAAAGAUCAGGAAUUUCCUUCUGGAACAGUCAGUGAUUCAAGUAGCUCUGCAAAGAGAAGGAAACUCUGUACAGAAACUUCUUCAGAACAAGAAGAGACAGACAAUAACAUUGCACAGAAACUUAUAGACUUGGAACACUUGCUCUUUGAGAGGCAGAAGCAAGAAGAACAAGAUAGGUUAUUGGCUUUACAGCUUCAAAGAGAGGUGAAUAAAGAGCAGAUGACACUGAAUCGGCAGAAGGGGUCCCCAGAUGCUUAUCCCUUGCGCACUAAAGUCUCUUUGCAUCCAGAUGAAUCUCCAAAUGGAUGGAGAAGGUAUUCCAAGGAAAAGCACUGCAAAAAACAACCCGAAACAGAGCUUUCAAAACCUCGAAGAAAUUCAAAAGAUGAAAACUGGCAGCCUUCUCCUGUAAUCCAAAAGAAAAUUCCAGCUAAUAAGAGAGGAAAGACAGCCAACUCAUCCAAAAAUGCACGUUCUCUACAGCCUAGUAAUACUCAGAAAAGUAUUUUUCAAAUGUUUCAGAAAGCUGCAAAAUGAUGAAUGGGGAGGGGUGAAGAAUAAAGGAGUAAGAAACAAUUUUAAUGCUUGUAUAUUCAAUAAUGCUCCUAUUGGCAAAUGCUUUUUGGUGCAUUUUGUUUCGCACAUGUACCUAUUACCUUUAGUUUCUCUGUUGGAAAUCUGAUUACAGGAAAAGUUUAAGAGAAGGUGCUGGUGUAAAACUUUCUCUUCAGACAAACUUCCAGCAGUCAACAAAAAAAAUUGGUUUUCUGUGUUGGCAAUAACCAAAGUACAUUGAAAUGGAGGAUACCACUGGCUGGAAGAUGCUUUUGACCAUCUCUGAAAUCUUCAAAUAUCAUAAAUGCUGGAACUUAAAAAAAGAAUCUGCCCAUUAUGGUCAGUGCUCACUUGUUUAUUCAAUUUCAUCUCAACAAAAAUAAAGCAAAAACUUUUCUGCUCUCAGGCAUUUAAAGAAUGAAGAUAGUCUUCGAUAUUGAAAGGAGGAUGAAGGUAUUGCCACCUUCCCUAUCUCCUUGCUAUGUCCCUAAAUAUAUUUAAAGAAGUACUUAAAAGGUUAUGGUUUCUUAUCACUAAAUAAUAUAAAUUACAACCCAUACUCCUAAUUAGGUUUUAAAUACUAUAAUAAAAUUUUAUUUUCUAGAAUAGAUCAGAAUCAGUGUUAAUGCAGGGAAAGAAUAUCUAAUUUUUGGAAAACUGAAGAGGGUUCCUGACAAGGAAAUUGGAACUUUAAAGCAAAGAGUCCAGGAGUGGAAGUGUAGUUAGAUAGAUUAAGCUUGAGGGAGGGAAAUGUGAGGCUGAGCAGAAGGAACCUGGACAGUUUGGCUGUGGACAGGUCGGCAAGAUAUCCUUUGCUUUGUAUUGGUCAUUGGGUUUCUGACAGUUUUGAAAUUAAUCUACCAAAUGACAUUUUUGUACACUUUUAUUUUUAUCAGGUCAUCAGUUUGAUUUUGGAAGCUCCCAUUUCUGUUUAAAUUGCUGUUCUGAAAAAAAAAAUUAAGGUGGGUUGGUGUUUUUGUUUGUUUUUUACCAAUUAGGCAACAACGUGCUAACAUCUGUUUUGUUAAAGUCCAGGGACAUUAGUGCUAGAGUAGCUUUGACCAAGAAACACCAGGUAGUCCAUUUCCUACUUACUAUAGAGCUCAUUGAAUGUAAUGGAUUUUUACAUUAAAGACUAAAAAGUUGACUAAAAAGUUUCUACCUGUUAAGACAAAGCUGAUUUUGUUGUUGUUGGGGGGACUUGACAGAUUUCAUAAUUGAAAUUUUUGUCCAGCUGGCAUUUUUACUUAAUGGAAUGUAUGUUGAUUGGAAAACUAGGUGAGACUUUUUUUUUUUUAAUCAGCCAAAUUAAAGCCUAUUAAGCCUGAUACAAAUUCAUUUAUUUGCCUUGAGGUAGUUAAAAUGGUUUAGUCAACAGCAUUAAAUAAGGAUCAAAUCAGUCUACACUGGAUUACUACUGCUUUUGCAUAUUCCAAACAGAUGUUAAGUAGUUUAUAUUUUGAUUACAUAAUGUUGAAAUUUAUUUUGUAAAUUUAUUAUUAAAACUUGAAAAUUUUGCCUAUGAAAACAAUAUUAUAAAUUGUGAUUACGUUCUCAGUCUAUCCCACAAAAAUAUAUUUAUUUUUAACUCCUAAUAUAAUGGGACAUGUGAUACAGGAGAGAGGUGGAAUAGCAAGAAAGUUUUGAUCUCCUUUUCUUAGCACAGGACUUACCUAGGAAAAAUCUUGAAAUAUUGUUUCUUUGAUACUCUUUCCCCUUAUUUCUAUACUCUUCUAUUAAUUCCUAGUAAGCUUCUUCCAUCGCCCUAAGUUUAUGCAACAGGAUGCCAACAAAGCCUAGCUCUCUUCUCCAAAAUGAUUACAAUCCCUUUCUCUCCAGUAGAAACACCUUGUUAGCUGAAUGAAGGUGAUAUGUUAACUAGAUGUCAUAAGAAAAAGUCUUACUUAUUGUGCAUAGAGUUUGCAGGUCACUUUGAGUCAACAUUCCUAAAAGUAUUUAUAUUACGAGGAGGCUUCUUUGCCCAGUGUCUAAUUUAGUAUGGAAGAGUCAGAGAAAGCAAUUUGACUAGGAACAGUGGCAUCACCAUUUAAGUAGGCCAGCCCUGCCUUUGAUUCUGCCCCCAAAAUCAAUUUCUCUAAAAUACUCCUGCUUUCCAAAGGAUCUCCCUUCAGUUUCUUAAUCCAGACUUUCCAGAAAGUGUUGAGUUUUUUCGCAGUGCCAGGAAGGCAUCUGGGUGGGGAGUACAGAGCAGUGUAUGUGUUUUAAGUCAGGAACUAAAUGUGUAAUUAUGUGCUUUUUGGUAAUGUUAUGUGAAAUUUAAGAAAUAACCAAAUUUGUGUCUCUUAAGUUCCCUACCCCACUGCCAAAUGUAGAGUCUAUUUGGAAUGAAUACAGCAUUAAAG